Lethenteron reissneri (Far Eastern brook lamprey) is the source of this 1623-nucleotide messenger RNA. RefSeq lists its product as uncharacterized. The record is from RefSeq and is a predicted model, not a curated record. Lineage: Eukaryota; Metazoa; Chordata; Hyperoartia; Petromyzontiformes; Petromyzontidae.
ACUUGAGAGAGAGCGAGGUGCGUGCCCCCCCAGCCCCCCAACUUGAGAGAGAGCGAGGUGCGGCGGCGGGCGGCUCCGUGGCCAACCGAGAAGUCGUGGACCCCCCCCCACCCACCACCACCAUGGCUGUGCACAAGCGUGAUGCUCAUGGUUGGACGAUCGCCGUCUCUGCGGCCCCUACGGCGUUGCUGCCGAGGACGCGCAGCGGCGGCGGCGGUGGCGGCGGCGGCGAGUGGCUCGGCGAUGGUUGGUUCUGUCGGCGAGCACCUAUUCAGGCCAGCAAAGCACACGUCAGCUGGAACACGCGGCAGCACGCGAGAGCCUACAAGAUGUCUGAAGAAUCACCUCCCGAGCGCCACCGCCCAAGCGUCGGACCGUUAGGCGCGAGGCUUCACGCGCGGACGGCGGGACGAGGAGAAAAAUCGGUGGCGGGCCCCAGUGGUCCUGUCGCGCCCGCCGGUGGCCGCCGGUCCGGGUGGUGGCGGCGCGGGGUCCCGUUUCCGGGGCCUCGGACGGCACGUUUCCCGUCGAGCGCGCUUUUCGCAUCGACCGUCCGCCAUUGCUUCCAACCACGCCCAGCAUCAACCCACUCAGAAGCGAGGAGCACGGUUUUCGGGCCCUUGUGCCUUCAUCCGUCAACUGCGCGGAGCGAGGGAGCGCCGCCGCCGCUGCUGCUGCUGCUGCCGCUGCCGCUGCCGCUGCCGCCACCGCACUCAGCUCUGCAAGUCGGAGACGUGUGACCGUGCGCGCAUGCACGUGAGAGCGCGAGCGCGGGCACACGCAAGCACGCACGAGGCAAAGACGCGGACUUGCGUCGAUCCGUCACGCGCAGGCGCGAGGGUACACCCUUCGGUGGCACCCGCACGCCCACGUGCGCACCCGCCUCACCCUCUUGCCAGCCUGCCUGCCCGCUCCGCGCAAGUCGCAAGCGCACGUGCACCCCCCAAAGCUCUUGCACGCGAGCUGCCACGUGAGCGCGAAUGCACGGUGCAGGUGGACGUGCUCGUGGUGGCCCGAGGACACCCAUCUUCCCGCGCGUGCCGUGCGCACGCUCGCAGGCGCAGCAGCGUGGCCUGAGCGAGCCGCGCUUGACUCCGCGAUGCUGAGUCGAUGCAGCCUGACGGACUGCCUGCCUGCCUGCCUGCCUCGCUGCCUGAGAGGCAAUUCCCUGUCACCAACCUAAAUGGCUGCAUUUCUGCCUAAGUUGCUGCCCGGACGGCUGGUUUAGUGAUUGUCUACUGGAUCAGCCUACAAGACUGCAUGCCUGCCUAUGUGGUUGCCUGAUUUCCUAAAUUACCGCCCGCCCGCCCGCCCACCAACCUUGAUGGCCGGAUUCCUAAGUGGCUGGCUGCCUAUCUGCCUGGCUAAGUGACUGAAUGCCUGCAUGGCUGCCUUUACCCCACCCGCCACCCCGACACCCACCCACACACCCAACCUUUCCGCUGUAGGUAGGGUGUCACGCACGCACAUCCCACGCGCACGCUACGUGCAGGCACGCGCACACGCUCACGCCCUCGCCACACAUCGCGCACACGCGCGCACACCAGGGAAUAGUGCUGCGCCACACUGUGGCAGACCGUGGUGGCCAAUUAACAGUGUGAGCGUGUGGGAAAUGCUGGUAUU